CGCGGCGGCGGCGGCGACGUGAGCGCGCAAGGGGGGCGGCGGCGGCGGUGGCGGCGGCAUCGGCGGCAGCUUUGGCGGCGGCAUCUCCCUCUCUCUGCCCCUGGGCCAUCCGGUGGCCGACUCCGCGAGCGAGAUGUCGGAUUUCGACAGUAACCCGUUCGCGGACCCGGAUCUCAACAACCCUUUCAAGGAUCCAUCAGUUACACAAGUAACAAGAAAUAUGCCACCAGGACUUGAUGAAUAUAAUCCAUUUUCUGAUUCUAGAACAGCACCACCAGGAAAUGUGAAAAUGCCUAAUGUACCUAGUACACAACCAGCGAUAAUGAAGCCAACAGAAGAACCUUCAGCUUAUACACAAAUUGCAAAGGAACAUGCACUGGCCCAAGCUGAACUGCUUAAGCGCCAGGAAGAACUAGAAAGAAAAGCAGCAGAAUUAGAUCGCCGGGAAAGAGAAAUGCAGAGCCUCAAUCAACAUGGUGGCAGAAAAAAUAAUUGGCCGCCUCUUCCUGGGAAUUUUCCAGUGGGACCUUGUUUCUAUCAGGAUUUUUCUGUAGACAUCCCUGUAGAAUUUCAGAAGACAGUAAAGAUUAUGUACUACUUGUGGAUGUUCCAUGCUGUAACACUGUUCCUAAAUAUCUUUGGAUGCCUGGCUUGGUUUUGUGUUGAGCCUGGACGCGGCGUUGAUUUUGGAUUGAGUAUCCUCUGGUUCAUGCUUUUUACUCCUUGUUCCUUUGUCUGUUGGUACAGACCACUCUAUGGAGCUUUCAGGAGUGAUAGUUCCUUCAGAUUCUUUGUAUUCUUCUUUGUGUAUAUUUGUCAGUUUGCUGUACAUGUACUUCAGGCUGCUGGAUUUCAGAGCUGGGGCAAUUGUGGUUGGAUUUCAUCUUUAACUGGACUCAACAGAAGUAUUCCUGUUGGAAUCAUGAUGAUGAUCAUAGCAGCACUUUUCACAGCAUCUGCGGUCAUCUCUCUAGUUAUGUUUAAAAAGGUGCAUGGACUAUACCGCACAACAGGUGCUAGUUUUGAGAAGGCCCAGCAAGAGUUUGCCACAGGUGUGAUGUCUAAUAAAACGGUACAGACAGCAGCCGCUAAUGCAGCUUCAACAGCAGCAACAAGUGCAGCCCAAAAUGCAUUCAAGGGUAACCAGAUUUAGAGAAAUCUCCAGACAGCAACGCACUGUUACCUUUUGACUGUACUUUUUCUCAAGUUACUGUAUUAUUCUAUGAAGAUUUUUAUGUUUGAAAUACACACUAUCCAUAGCAUGUAUGUUUCCUGUUCACCUGUGCAUGGGCAAAAAUCAGGAAAAGUUCUUUGUUUAAAUCCUUAAUAUUUUUUUCUUGAACAAUAUUUCAGUGCCCCUCACAAAGAAAAAGAUUAUACCAUAUGCUAAAUAAAUAUUCUCCAUAUUUUCUGGGGGAUGAAUGUUUCAAAGACUUAUUUCAGUGAUGGAACACUGAAAUUAAUAUGGUACUUCAUUAUGAUUAUACAUUUAGGUUUUAGUUACAGUAAUUCUUUUGGGAAUCUUUCAUUAGAUAUGAGGGACUUUUAGGAGCAAGUGCAUUGAUUCUUCAUUCCUGUCUCCCUGUUUGUAAAGAAAGAAAAUAGGGUAGGCUGAGAGUUUGGGAAUUUCAAUUUGGCUUGCUCGUGUGAAAGCUUUAGAAACUGAUGAUGGGCCUGUGUGCAUUCAAUAAAAGCUGAUGUAAAUUUCAUUUUAUUUUUAAUUUUUAAGAUAGUAGUUCUUUUGAUAUCAACUUGUAAGCUUGCAUGAACACUGUUCAGUUAUUUAAAUUUAAUAAAUUAGUAUUUUGGUUCAGAAUUUAUCUGUACCAUUUAUGAUUACAGGAUUUGGUGGGAUGUUUUUGCAAUCAAAGAAAUGUUUUAAAUAGAGUAUUAUUACUCAUGAAUAAAAGUUGAUUGGGGGACCCAGAUAUUCUAACAGUAGAAUAUGCAAUGCAAUGUAGAGUUGAGUUAAAAGAUAACUGAUGGAGUAGAAUUAAGUGAUUAUAUUUGGUCUUUUAAAAAAAAUACAGUAUUCAUGUCUUAGAGAAAAUGCUGUCAAAGAAAAGAUGCUUUCUUAUUUCUUGACAUACUCUUGUGGUUAGUCUUUUCUACCCUUAUUUGGAGUGAAAAUUUGGUUGUAUUUAGGACUUAUAUUUGCGUGUACAAUUUGUGUUUUAACAAUGAAAAUUGUAAUUUUAACAUUGGUAUUAACUUUCUUACCUUUACAAGUCAGGUUGCCCUUUGUCCCCAGAUAUAAAUAUACAGUGUUUUAACUUAUUUUUCUUCUAUUAUUGUCACUGCUAAUGAUUUUUUAAGUUGAUGCUUCAUACAUACUUGAAUUCCUUUUAUUGCACUUAAGUCUUUGGGGUUUUAGACAAAUCAAGUGAAUUGUUUAAAUUCUGCAAAUAGCACGACUACUUCCAAGUGGAAGUAAGUAGUAAAAUUAAAACAUUUAAAUAUUCAGCUUAUACUGAGAAAGGAAAUAAACGUAAAACUAAGUGUAUUAAUUGUGUAGGUUAUACUACUCACUUGCCUCCAUGCUGCACAGAAAUUUCAUUAUAUAAAACAUUUGGCUUCAUGCUUUCCCAAGUCAUGUGUUACAUGGAGGUCCUUGAGCAGUUUUUAAGGAGACAUAAUACAUUUAUAGAGAACAGCAUAGAGUAACCUGAUUUUAAUGAGGUUUAUAUGUAGGGAGUAUAAUGUUUGAGUAUAAUGCAAAGCCUUAUUUUUUAAAAAUUCAGAUUAACACCAAUGAGUAAAUACUUUAAAAAGAUUUCCCCUCACCCUUUCUAUAUUAUAAAGUUAAAUAAAAUGCUGGAUAUGCUUAGCGACCUGACUGAUCUUAAGAAUCAUUGUAUAAAUAACUGGCCAAGUAAUGUGGAUUCAGUCAAAUGGCUUUUUGUUGCAUUUCUUUGGGACUGUGAUGAAUUUGUAUACUUGGGAUACAUUUCUACAUUAUCCUUAGGAAAAUCUACUUCCUAUUAUAAAGUUUAAAGCUAUUUUUCCAUAAUUUCCAUCAGUAGUAAAUCCCUGCACAACUUAUAAAGUAAGCACUGCACAUGAAGUCUUUCAGAUCAGUUUGUCCUACAGCUUGAGAGGUAUCAGAAUAUUUAAUGAUUUGUUUUAUUGUAAUAAUUUGACAUAAAAGCAUUCAUUCUUAGUCACCAACUCAUAUUCCAAAUCUAUUUUGGUGUUUUCCUUAAACCAUGGAUAAAAAUUCCCUUCAGGAAGGACAUUUAAAAUUUAAAAAGGAGAUUAGAUUAAUUUUUGUUUCCUUCAGAAUGGAAAUGUUUUUACAUCCCUAAAGGUUGAUGUUAAAAAUUAGCAUUACUAAGUGUGAAAGGAUUCAUAAAAUCCACAGAUCCUUCUUUUGUGUAGGGGAGGGUGGGGAAGUGUUUUGGAAUUCGUUUGGAUACUCUUACAAAUUUAUGUCAACAAUUGUAUCUGUUUUUUAAAGAGCAAAUUUGUGUUAAAAUAAUGGUGUGAUGUCCAUAGCCAGGUGUGACAGGGGCUUUAAAUCAUAACUCCUUAAAGGAAUUACUUUUCUCUGGUCAGUAAUAGAAAAUAUUAAUGUUUGCUUUGAAAGCAGAGGCUGUUUGUUAAAAUGUUUUAUACUUUACACUAAAAUUUCCAGGUAUUCCAGUCACAGAGCAAUCUUAAGACAACAUGUACCCAUUUAAUUUUUGUUUUCUAGUAAAAAAUUGUGGUUUAUUUAUUUCAAAGUAAAGUUUGAACACUGGAAGUCAUUGCUUAGUGGUCUGUAAUUUAGGGUUUGGAUUAUUUAUCUAAGGGAUGUUUGUAUAUUUUGUAAAUGACUAAUAAUGCUUUGCUAUCAUGGUGACUGUCUUGGUUCUAGAUAAAGCCCUUCUCAUCUGUCCCUCAGAUGUUGCAUGUUUUGAGUAGUUUGAAAGUUUUGUAUAUUUAUUGUAUUAACAGAGUGUCAUAAAAUAAAAUACUGUUUACUGGAUGUUUGCUCUGUAUAGUUUUAAAGAAUAUAUUAAAAUGUUAAAGACAGGAAUUAUACAGGAGGUCUGACUGUACAGAGAAUCCCACAUUUGAAAUUUUAAAAUUUCUGUAUAAUUUUAUCUUUCAAAACAAGUAGUAACAUUAGACCCACUUAAAGUCCGACUAUCCACAGUGUUUUAAAAAAGUAUUUAAAAACAUCGAGAAGAUAAAUUUUUGCCUUAUAUUGAACUAAAAAAAACCCCAACAGUAGGGAAUGGACUCAUCUGUACUGAAUCUACUGACCUGUCUAAAAUUGAACUAGAUUUAAUGUGUCCUAAGAUGUACACUAGAUUUGCGUGGUUAUCUUUUUUUUUUAAUUCAAUUGACACUUCUGUAUCAGUAUUUUUUUUUCUGUUGUUUUUGUUUCAUUUAUGUCCUCCUCUGCCCUUGUCCUUCUCUCCCCACUUGCAGCAUCCCUGCUGAAUGCUAUUUUAUGUGCUGAUGUAGAGAAUAAAUACCUGCUCUGUAUUGCUGGAUUCUCCAUGUCCUUAUCUAAAGAUUUUUUGCAAAAAUAAUUUAAACGGAUGUUCUUGGUAACUUUGGGUGACACAUUCACUUUAAAACAAACAGUAUUGUCAGUUUGUGAGUGUUACCUUCUAAAGUGAGUUUGGAUUUCCACAACUACUUUAUUAGGAAAAUGUUUUUCCUAGUUAACAUUUCCUAAUCCACAUUGAAUGAUGUUUAUAUUUUUUAAAAGUUUUUCUUUAAGUUUUUUGUUUGUUUCUAUAAAGCUAUAUCUUUGUGGUUCAUACAGUUUUCAUCUAUUUUAUUGCUCUGCUUUUCUCUCAAAAUGUUAGCCUCAACAUCAGUUUGUACACUUUUAUUAGUUAAAAAUCAUCAAUAAUUACUACUGUUCAUUUGCAGAAUUCAUUGACUUAAGCAUUUUUUGCUCCUGUGUAUCAGAACUGUUGUACUUGUAUACUCAUUUACU
Dromiciops gliroides (monito del monte) is the source of this 4936-nucleotide messenger RNA. It is a transcript of the gene SCAMP1, whose product is annotated as secretory carrier membrane protein 1. Gene Ontology annotation, biological process: protein transport. Gene Ontology annotation, cellular component: trans-Golgi network membrane; recycling endosome membrane. Lineage: Eukaryota; Metazoa; Chordata; Mammalia; Microbiotheria; Microbiotheriidae. The transcript is spliced from 9 exons. Bases 134 to 1153 code for a protein of 339 amino acids. The record is from RefSeq and is a predicted model, not a curated record.